AUGUCCAAAGAAGCAUCAUCAUCAGGCGUUCGAACCAAACAGGAUUUCAAUGAACGGCUCAGAAAGUUACACCAACUUCGGGAAAACGCUCGUAAAGAAAAUCACAGAGAAGUAGUUGAAGAGGACAGAAAAAGUAAACUACCGAAGAAUCAUGAAGCUAAACAAGCACGCGAACAGUGGGAGUUACAAGAGAUGGAGGAAAGAAAGAAAGCUGAAGAAGAAGGCAAGAACUAUGACCGUAUGAAGGCAUUGAAUACACAAGCUGACGUUGCUGAUCGAAUUGAAGCUAGUAGAAAGCGAAAAAAAAAUCCUGACCAAGGCUUCUCAUCUUACGAUGAAAUGACACUCAGACAGCAUUCUCGUCUUACUUCUAAUUUGAAUCCCGACAUGAAGAGUUAUAAACAGAUGAGACAAGUUGUUGGCGAGGAACAGUUUUAUCCAGGUGUUAACACUUUGAUUCACGGAUCUCACUAUCCAACUCAAGCUGCAAUGGAAAAACUUGCAGGAGACGUGAAAGGACAAGCUAAACGAAGAGAACAAUUCCACAGAAGACGAAUGUUCGAUCCGGAUGCACCAAUCGACUACAUCAAUGAAAGAAAUAAAAGAUUCAAUGAGAAACUUGAAAAGUUUUAUGGAAAAUAUACGGAGGAUAUCAAGGAAGAUUUGGAGAGAGGAACUGCGAUUUAA
This is a messenger RNA of Auanema sp. JU1783, 687 nucleotides long. NCBI's taxonomy places the organism in Eukaryota, Metazoa, Nematoda, Chromadorea, Rhabditida, Rhabditidae. The record is from the annotation of a GenBank genome assembly.